Acanthosepion pharaonis is the source of this 483-nucleotide messenger RNA. NCBI's taxonomy places the organism in Eukaryota, Metazoa, Mollusca, Cephalopoda, Sepiida, Sepiidae. The record is from the annotation of a GenBank genome assembly.
AUGGAUCAGUUAAAUGCCAAAUUUCAAAUUUGCAUUAUCUAUCUAUCUAUCUAUCUAUCUAUCUAUCUAUCUAUCUAUCUAUCUAUCUAUCCUAUUAUACAUGCAAGCAUGCACCGACCAGUAGCGAUCACCAACGACCAACUGACUUCAGCCGACCACGUCUUCUACCAAUCCUCUCGGCGAUCCAAGUUUCACUCCUUGCUGUCCAUCAUCUCGCGGAUCACCGUGGUUUCAACUGCCUACCUUCGGCUAAGACUGCCUGCUAAUAUCAACUCAACACGCCGACUGUCUAUUGACCUUCGCUGUAUGCAUUAUUGUCCUUCGACACCCCCUAAGCGGUUUCGUCUUCAUCUUCUGUUACCAACAACCGUCUGCCCUGGGCGACGACUGCCAGCUAGUACUAACCCAAUACACCAACUGUCUAUCAACCUUCGGCACCACACAAGUUGCACAACUGACGACGCAUCUAAGACCAACGAUUAA